AAACCAAAAAAACUUCUAGCAGCUGAGCUGACGGCUGUGGCGGUUGUUGGCUCUGGGGAAGUGGGACGCAGUUUUAUAUUUUUAACAGGAACUUCUAUAACAAUAAAAAUAAUAUAAUAUAAUAUCUGUGAGUCUUCAGGGGAAGUUCCGAAGUACCGUGGAUGACAGGAGAGCACAUCUUGCUAGCUGAUUAAAGAUUAGCCGCAUAACAUGGCUAGACACGUGACCCCCAGACACAAGGUGGUGUCCUCAGGCAGGUUGACAGGAUCUGGCCGAGGACAGAUGACCAGGAAAAAGGUUGUUGGAAGACCUCUACAUCUUGACCCUUCAUAUUCUCUCUACUCCACAGAUUCAGAAGAUCAGGUCACAACCAUAAACAAAGGCCUGGAUCGAUGUGCGGCUUUGCUCAGUGACAUGCUUCAAGCUGAAAAAUCAGAACCUAAGAUGAUGUCACAAACCUCAAAACCUUCUAAAAAGAAAACGCCACUUGGGAAGAAUGAAGCAGAGCGUAAGAGGGUUGGAAAGAAAGCAGGCGCAGCUCUGCGCAUAAACAAGAGACCAGCUCUGGUGCAGAAGACUAUCUUGCCUUCAGAGGCUUAUACAGGCUUAAUAACGCAGCCACAUGUUCAAGUUAUGCAGCAGCCCCUUGCUGUUGAUGUUAUUGGACCAGAUGUGAGGACAGGAGGGACCUUGGGGACACAAGUAGAGUGUGUUCAGCCACACAGCUUUCCUCUAAGCAGCAGUCAUACAUCCACAGGACCGCGGCCGUCCACUGUGUUUAACAGCCGUCUGACCACCUCCACCCCAGCACUCAGUCCUCACAGACCCACAUCAGCUCAUAGUCCAGCGUCUCUCAGAGGAGCAGAUGGAGAGACGCAUCACUUCACUCAGCAGUUUGCUGCAGCCGCUGCAGCACCGUCGACUCAACACGGAGCUUUGAGUGCUACAGUUUCACCCCCAGCGUCUUUUUCUGUAGCUCCACCCGUCCAACCCUCCAGUCCUGUUAUAAAUGCACCUCAUGUAUGCUCAGGUGGACAGAACAGUGCCCUACAGUCACACGGUGCACCUCAGAUCUGCCCUUCUCCUCCAACGUCAGCACGGCUCCCCACACCGGUACCCCUCCCCACCCACAUCCUGGUGUGUGACGGUUCACAGGAUCACCAGCUUUCGUCUGGAGAGUGUGCAUCGUCUUCAUCAGAGGAGAGUGGAGACUGCAUGAGCGAAGAGGAUGAGCUGGACAGGGUGGACACUAUGCCAGUCAGAGACACGAGCUGUCAGACCAGCAUCGACACUGGGAUCCUGAAACACCAGUCAGGGAGCCCUGAUAAGACAGCCAGGAAGGUGAUGACCGUCAGAUACCUGUUAGGAGAGCUGAAGGCUCUGGUAGCUAAUCAGGACAGUGAGGCGGUUCGUCUUAUCUCAGAGGUGGAGCAGAGCAUCUCCCUGCUCCCCACCAUGGUGGGCAGCACCAACAUUCAGGCUGAGCUUGCCCUCGCACUGCAGCCACUCAGGAGUGAGAAUGUGCAGCUCCGCAGGCGUCUGAGAAUACUGAAUCAGCAGUUACAGGAACGGGAGAAAGCAGAAAGACGGGCCAGACCCAUGGAUUGUAACCUAGAAUUGGUCUCCCUGCAGUCGCUUAACCUCACACUUCAGACGCAGUUAAGUGAGUGCCAUAAAGAGCUGGAAAACCUUCAGCAGGAGAACCAGAAACUCCGUCAGGCUGUAGAGGAUGGAGAGAAUGAGCUGCAACAGACCAAAGAGCAGUGCCAGUUAGAGACAAGUCGGAUACGCAUGGAUGUGAGUGAGGCCUUAUCUGAAAUGCGAAACUGCCAGGCUAAGCUGGAAGACUGUGAGAGCGAGAAGAUUGCACUGACACACAGCCUCCAGCAGAAGGAGGCAGAGAUCACAAAACUACAGGAGAUCAUCAGAAACUUUCAGAAAAGCCCCAUCCCCUUCCACCUUGCUCAGACAGAUGUUUCCAGUGGCUCAGCUCCUGCGGCACAGCUCACUAAGAGUGCUCUAGAUCAGUAUGAGAAUCAACAGCGAGAACCUACCGUGGUCAACCAAGUCACAGACUCCGUUAAAGCCUACCUUCAGACUCUGGAGGACUCGGGGCACAACUCACCACCUCACCCAGAGUACCACAAACUGUCUCAAUCUGGCCAAUGGAAACGUAGACAAGAGAGCUCUCCUAAAAGCUCAGAUACAGUACACACGUCACUAAAGAACACAGCAGCUGAGAGUCAGGAAGUUGAGAAGAGUGAAACAGCAUUCGUUCCUCUACGAGAGACGGCGAGAGUGCAGCCUGCAGCGGUUCCCCAGAGAGUUCAAGGUAAUGGUCACGGCGGACUGAAAUACCUCGGUCUUGCUUUUAAUAAACUUGGCAUCUCGAAUGUCUUCCCAUCUCUGGAUGAUGAUCGUGGUGCAGAUUUCCUCUCACGUCCUGAUGGUGUGAGAUUGCAGCUGAAACAGCCCAGUGAGGCUGCUGUUAAUCCGGCAGAGCAAUCCCAGCAUGCACGGCGACGUCUGCAUAUGGGCGAUGCAUCGGUACACACAGGACGGCCAUCAGCAUACGAGAACUCUUUUUCAUCCUGUGAUAUAAAAUCCUUAGCUUCAGACCUGAGCGCGAACUCCUGGUCUACGUUUAACACGCGCGAUGAGCGAGAGUUCCGUAAUGGGUUAGCAGCUUUAGACGCCAGUAUUGCCAGCCUGCAGAGGACCCUGAAAGCUGACCUGAAGAGAUGACUUGAUGUCUUAAAACUUGUACUGAUGUAGUUUUAUCCCUGUGUGUUUUAAGUGUUUUAAUCAUGCUAUUAAAUUAUUUUAC
Molecule: messenger RNA, 2827 nt
Organism: Hemibagrus wyckioides
Lineage: Eukaryota; Metazoa; Chordata; Actinopteri; Siluriformes; Bagridae
Gene: ccdc14
Product: coiled-coil domain containing 14
Exons: 13
Coding region: 211-2745 (844 amino acids)
Biological process (GO): protein localization to centrosome
Cellular component (GO): centriolar satellite
Source: RefSeq, a predicted model, not a curated record